Malaya genurostris is the source of this 494-nucleotide messenger RNA. Its product is annotated as translation machinery-associated protein 7 homolog. The record is from RefSeq and is a predicted model, not a curated record. The transcript is spliced from 2 exons. Bases 140 to 334 code for a protein of 64 amino acids. NCBI's taxonomy places the organism in Eukaryota, Metazoa, Arthropoda, Insecta, Diptera, Culicidae.
AAACAGUUGACAGCACUGCUUGGUAUACUUUAACAUUGUCAAAAAUCAUAUGGCGUCCGCAAAAGCAUAAAAUUGUAAGAAACUUAGUAGGAAAUUGGUUUUGGUACACAUAGGAACAAACGGUUUCAUUUAAGUUAAAAUGACUGGACGCGAGGGCGGUAAGAAAAAGCCAUUGAAGCAGCCCAAAAAGGAUUCAAAAGAAACCGAUGAGGAAGAUGCGGCUUUCAAACAGAAACAGAAAGAACAGCAAAAAGCGCUUGAAGCUGCGAAACAGAAAGCUGCCAAAGGUGGACCAUUGGGUGGAGGAGGUAUCAAAAAAUCCGGAAAGAAGUAAUCCAUCCUUUUAGAUUAAUCAAGGACCUCGUGAUGUGACAAUCUAACCUAUCACGAAAAAUGUGUGCAUCUAUUAAGCGCAGAUUUCUUCAAUUCCAUAAUGUUCUUUAUACACAGCGUCAAUAGAUAACAAAAUAAAACGGAAUGCGUCGCAGUUUUAA